AUGCAAACUGCUGCUAAGGAAGCGCUGCUGAGAUCACAGUUCAUAGCUGGCCUACCGGCUAAUACAGCUGCCCGUACCCUAGCCAUUGCUAAGUCCGAGGAUCUUCAGGUCUCUCUUCUAAGCCUUCUUGGUUUGGUGCAGCCGGGUUGCCGUGGCAACCCAGUAGACUUGGGAAGGGCCGCAAAGGUGCUGGACGUGGUGGUAAAGGUAAAGGUCGUGGCCUUCAUAAAGAUUCGUCACAGUCCUUCCCACCUAGAGUCUGCUGGAACUGCCAUGAAUCUGGACAUUUAA
Perkinsus marinus ATCC 50983 is the source of this 291-nucleotide messenger RNA. RefSeq lists its product as hypothetical. The transcript has 2 exons. The record is from RefSeq and is a predicted model, not a curated record. Lineage: Eukaryota; Perkinsozoa; Perkinsida; Perkinsidae. Bases 1 to 291 code for a protein of 96 amino acids.